Molecule: messenger RNA, 1404 nt
Organism: Triplophysa rosa
Lineage: Eukaryota; Metazoa; Chordata; Actinopteri; Cypriniformes; Nemacheilidae
Product: mucin-1-like
Exons: 5
Coding region: 597-1208 (203 amino acids)
Source: RefSeq, a predicted model, not a curated record
ACUUUGGCAGAACUUAAUGACAUGGUGGAAAGUGCUGCAGUUGUAUUCUCCAGUCCAUGCAGUCGAUCAAGAGUUGAGAAGCAUUUCAGGAACUUGCAGACGCUGAUGCAGAAAACCGGAACUAAGAUGUGACUGCAAAGUCAAAAACUAAUGCUGAGGACUUACAGGAACUUAAAGGCAACAACAACUUCGCAAAACAUUACAAGAGAGUUUACUCCAGUGCUCCACUUGAAAAAGAUGGUCUCCCCAAUGUUUACUACUGCAAAGGCCUUAUUGAUCAAAUCACCACAUAUCUUCUUCCAUAUGCUGGAUUAUGGAGUGGGAUAAUGCUAGGUGAUCUUGGACGACAUGGCAAAGGACAACAAUGCAAGGAUUAUACCAAGAGAUAUGAUGUCCUGAGAAAACUUUCAAGACAAAAUAUAACAGGACAACUGGACUCAGGGCAUCAUGGAGAAGAGCCAAUGGGACUUGAAGCAUAUUCGUUUUGGCUCAAGCAGACUCACAAGACUUGAUGGUUGUGUGGCCAGAUAUCAGUUACUUCACACAGCUCAACUGGAAGAAUUUGAAGACUCCAAGCGAGUUUUUCAAAGAAAGUCAUGUCACAUCCGGGGAUGACGUCGGCUGAUUCCUCCACUGCGGAACUCCCUCCGGUCCCCACGGAUUCGCCAAGGUCGGCUAUGGAUCCGGUGGUGCGGAGAAGGAGGGAGAGGAGCAGCGGAGGAGCGUCCACGCCGGUGCAGCCGGCAUCCAGUCCGGUGCGGCCGGCAUCCAGUCCGGUGCGGCUGGCAUCCAGUCCGGUGCGGCCGGCGUCCAGUCCGGUGGUGCGGCCGGCGUCCAGUCCGGUGGUGCGGCCGGCGUCCAGUCCGGUGGUGUGGCCGGCGUCCAGUCCGGUGGUGCUGCUGAUGUCCUGUCCAGUGUCCAGUCCUGUGCAGCCGGCGUCCAGCCCGGUGCAGCCGGCGUCCAGUCCUGUGUCCAGUCCUGUGUCCAGUCUUUUGUCCAGUCUUUUGUCCAGUCAUGUGUCCAGGCCGGUGAUCCAGCCGGCGUCCAGUCCGGUGAUCCAGCCGGCGUCCAGUCCGGUGAUCCAGCCGGCGUCCAGUCCGGUGGUCCAGCCGGCGUCCAGUCCGGUGGUCCAGCCGGCGUCCAGUCCGGUGAUCCAGCCGGCGUCCAGUCCGGUGCAGCCAACGUCCAGCCGGCGUCCAGUCCGGUGAUCCAGCCGGCGUCCAUUCCGGUAUCCAGCCCGGUAUCCAAAUUGUAUUGUUGUACAAAUAUAAAAUAUCUGUAUUUAAUGCUCUUCACCUGUUUAAAAACAGGCAGCGCCCUGUAAAUAGCAAUAAAUAGCAAUAUGCAAAGUAUUGAAAAAGCAGUAGAAGUGAAAAUAGCAGUAUUUCUUAGCGAUUUGCUAUU